CAACACGAAAUGUCACUUUAACACUGCGUUGGACGAUAACAGGAACUAAUUCUAACUUAUUUUUGAUCUAAUUCUUCUUACGUUUCCAUUAUACAUUAGAAAGUAAACCUCAUUUAAGUAGUGAGUGUAGCAAUAAAAAUAUCAGUGGCCUGUACUCGUGCAAUUGUAUUAUAAAAUGUUAUGAUGGCUACCUACGAGAAUUGGUCAGGUCGACGGAGAGGUAAACAAGGUGGCGAUUUAUAUAGGUUAGACACUAAAAAUAAAUCGCCUGAAGAAAAUAUAAAAGAAAUUAUACAGGGCUUAUACUUGAAGAAGACAUUUAAUAAUGAUACUUCACCAACCAAUAAGAAUAUGCCCAUGGAUUUUAAGACUGGUUUACGGAAUGUGCAGAAAAAUGGUUCUGAUUCCUACAGACAUUCUUGUUUAAAUGCUUUAGUUGUGUUACUAUCGAAAGAAGAUAGAAAUAAUUUAGGAUUUUCAACUGAUGAAUUAAUGACAUGUAUUCGAGCAAGCCUUGUGGAUGAGUCUAUGGUUAUCAGAGCUGCAGCAUUACGAGCUCUAAGAUAUUUGAUCAAAACCGAGAGUGAUGUUGCCACAUUCAACAUAUUGAAGUUAACACAUAUUGUCACAAGAUCCAUGGAUUUAAUGUUGCGAAAUGAAGAAGAGCGAGCACAAGCUCUUCGAGUCGUGCGACGUGUUAUAGCUGUAGUUGGUGCAGCAGAGCAGCCAUUACGUUGUCACAGAUCAGCAUAUAUUGACCAGGGCUUGCUUAGAUGUCUAACGGCCGUGGCUCGUGCUGGCAGUGCUGGGGACGGUACUGGGGAUAGGCUCUCUCGACCAGCUGUUGCAACAUUAGCUGAGAUCUGUGUCCUAAACCCUGAUCUGUUUAUCUCGUGCGGAGGAGUUAAUGCAGUGAUCCGUCAAUUGGCUGAAUGUGCGACACCCCGUAUGGCGGAGGCUCUCUGUGGUGUCUUACUACAUACACUGAAUGAGCCUUUGCCUCGGAGAGCAGCUAGAAUAGAUCUUACCUGUCUCAAUUCACCAUACUGUGAUUUCCAUUGUCGACCUGCGGGAACUGAUUCAAAUAGGGACGAACGUGAGAUGCGCUUCACUUGCAGCAGACUGUCCUUGCUGUGCGUACUGCGCAGCUGGCCGGGCUUGCUGCACUUCUGCAAUCCCUGCAGCAAGGGCGGCCUGCGGGCGUUGGUCAGCGCUCUAUACUUGCCGCGGUUAGAGGUCCGAAAAGCCAUAUUGGAUUUGUUGUAUGAGUUAGUUGGACUACCGCAACCGGAGUGGACAGAUGAGAUUUCCGUGGCCUUAGAUGCUGUUGAUCCAUCUGAUUUUCAGGAUUCCUGGCGUCUAAACGAAGGCUUCGUGGCAGCUGAAGGCACCGCUAUUCUACCUCAUCUCAGUGCGACUGGACCGGAUAUUAUUGAAAUUCAUCUUGCUCUAUUACUUCAAUGCUUCCUGGAGGCUGGACUUCUCGAUGGAUUAGCGGAAGUAAUAGUGACAAGUGAUACAUUUAUAUCUGUCCGUGCUACCGUGCUGUUAGGCCAACUAUUGCAUUUAAUACACAUGUUUCUACCUCCACAAAUAUGUAAUUUAACGCCUGCGUUACCCACAUUGUUGUCACAAGCGUCAGCGGGCAAGCCUCAAGCGUUAGCGGCUGUCGCUGCCUUAAGAAGACUGCACUCCAUGCUAGAGGCGCGCCCGGCUAGCAACAGCUUGUUCCUAGACCACAUCAUACAGUACUGCAGUGGCGCAUUCCGACACAAAAUAGAAGAUAUGACGAAAAGUCGAAAGGAAAAGGACAAUGCUAACAUGGCGAAGCCGCAUCACGAACUGUUAGUACAUAAAGAGAGUAGUAUCGAGUUUCUCAACGAAUCUGAUAACGAAAACGAACCGAAACAGAGGCAUAGUGUCGGCUCCCGAGCUGAUGUUACCAGCAGGAAUGUUAGUGCACUAGUGAAAAGCAAAAGUGUUAGUUCUCGGACUAGUUCAGUAGGAAAAGUGUCCAAAUCGGCAAAGUUUUUCAGUUUAUUUGAACGUGAUAGUGAUAGUUGGAUACGAUCGAGUCUUGUCAUGCAGAGCAAGGAUGGCAACACAUGGGACUGGGAGAUUAUACGAACGAUAUUAAAGGAAUCGGAUGGUGCGCCGUUAUUGAAUUUGAACGACAGUGGACACAAAGCGUGGGCGAGUCGCAUCAUAAGUUAUCUUAAACCUUCAUCCAACAAGUAUUCACAUACAGAUCUAUCGACCACAUCCAAUGGACAUUCCGCAACACGGGCUGGAUGUCAAUUAAUUAGACAUUUGCUGCAGCAUAAUGACGCUGAUUCUCAGAGGAUGCUAGAAGAACUGUUUAUGGAUGUGAGCAAACAGAUAGAGGCUAUAGAGACAGGUCGUAAGGCCCACGAGUGUCUCUUCAGUCCUCAGCACAUGUGCAACACUAUGUGCCAAAUGUAUUUCCUAUUUAUAGGACAACUCUGCCACUCGCAAGUCGGUUUGAAAUUAUUCAAACAAACAGGGCUUUAUGAUAAUCUUCUAGAACUUUCGACGAAAACACAUCACAGUUGUUACGUCAAACUCGUUAUAUCGAGUUUGGACUAUACAUUAGACUCUAGUCCUCGGGAUGUUUUGGCUAAAACACUAACUUGCACCAUACAAGCAUCAAGAUUGUACGCAACACAAUUUCUCAACGUCCUUCUAAGAGCUUCUAGAAGCUCCCGUGAACUUGUAAGAAAGAAAUCUAAAUUAAAGAAGAAUUACACUCAAGAUCAAUGGAAACAUGUUUAUAGAGAUGAUGGUGAUAGUAAUGCAGUUGAUAUGGACACGUGGGUACUACAAAUGUUGGUUGGGCAAGUUAAAGAUGAGUCUAAGAAGGUUGUCAAAUGUGCUUUAUCUAUAUUGGAGGAAGCAUAUAGUGUUCCCGCGUUCCUAGAGAAACUGAUGACAAUGAAAGACACCCUUGGUCAGAACUGCCGACUGGACAGAAACGCUGAUCCUUCGACUUUGGACUUUAGCUCCGUUGGUGAUAGAGGCUAUCUGAUAUGGCUGGGUCUAGAAGUUGCGGCAACCGUUCAGACCGGCGAUACACAAUCUAUAGCAUUUUUAAAGAGACAUUUGGAUUUUUGGGCUAAAUCUUACAACUACAGAUACGUGCGUUUGGUGGAGGCGGGCGUGCACGAGGCGCUGUCGGUGUGCGAGGGCGUGCGUCGGCCGCGAGCGUCGCGUCGCGCGGUCCGCACGCCGCCGCAUCUGCUGGCCGCGCUCGCCGCCGCGCACCCCGCGCACGCCCCACACCCCACACACGCCGCGCACCCUGCACACCCCGCCAACAUGGCCGCCGUGCAGCUGCGGGGUCUCCUAGCCGCCGCACUGCCUCCGCACUACAAGGUAAUCCAAGGCAGGAAGUGCAGUACGGAGCAAGAGAUAAUGGAGCUGAAGGCGUCGCUGUGGGCGGUGGGCAGCGCGGCGCUGAGCGGCGCGGGGCUGCGGCAGGUGGCGGCGGGCGACGCGCCGCGCCUCGUCGUGCGCCUCGCCACCUCCACGCCGGUCUACUCCGUGCGCGCCACCGCCUUCUACGUGCUUGGACUCUUCGCCACCACCUUCGAAGGCGCCAAUAUACUCUCCGAUUUAGGUUGGAUAUCUGUAAGACAUACACGUCACGAUCAAUUCCCUAUAAUACCAGACGAGAGCUACCCGCCAUCUUGCGAUCCCACUAUAGACGGCAACUAUAUAACAUCACCUGAACGAAGAUAUAAUGCAUUCGAUAUAGAACUUAGCGAACACUCCGAUCAUACAGACUUAAGUACAGCAGAAAGCGUACAUUCAGAUACAAAACAUGGAAGUAAAACUAUAAUCGACCAUGAUGUUGACUUUAAAACCCCUUACAAUGAAAGUCGACGCGAAGUCAGUAAGAGAAAAUCCCAUACUUUGCCCACACAAGGAUGCUCCACUUCACAUGAUAGACCGGCGUUAACUGAAUCUAGGACUGUAGAUAUUCUAAGAGAUUGUUCGAGUUACGAACGACCUGGACCACAUCGGCAUUUCGAGAACAGAUUGUUAUUAGGACGAAUGAAUUCUUUGGAACAUCAUGAGGGUAGAGUUAGAAAUACGAGUGAGUCGAGUACGAGCGGCGUCAGUAGUUGUGAUUCGGCCGGCGGGAAAUAUGCAAUACCUGACAGGAUAUUAACUCUGAGUCCAAUACCAAGUUCGUCCAGCCUGUACGGUAUGAAGAGUAGCAGCAGCUCUCACCGGCCUCGGAUGUCCGAAUCACAACGGAGAACUUCCACUUCAAGUUUUUCAACAUGUGAAGUGGCCAGUUCCCCUCCAACACAAAUGGAUAUGUCAGGUUAUGCUACACUCAAGACUAUCAAUAAACAUAGAAGGCCACACUUGUCGGAGAGCGCGGCAUCUGGUUCCAGCGAGCUGGAGGAACUGACCUGGCUGCUGACGGACACGCAGCGCCGCUCCAAGCCCUUCUCUUCCUUACGCGACAGGGCCAAGUCCACCAGGGAGAGGAUGACCAAACUAAGUCUCCUAGAUUACGAUUGGAAGCCACUCCCACUGUCGGAAGGGGGGCGGACAUCUCCCCCUCCCGCAGCGCGCGACACCCCGCGACGCGCCCCCCAUCCCGCUCACCCCCCGCAUCCCGCACAACCCCCACACCCCACGUACCCCGCACACCCACCGCCCUACAUCGGCAUCUGUCUGCCCAAGGACCUAAAAGAACUGUUUCCCAAAGAUGAAGAAGACAAAGAAGACAGUGAAAUGGAGAAAAGAGUACCAUUUGGUCGAACCGGAGUAAAUCUAUUCCCAGCAGAGUAUAGUAAUACAAGUACUGAGAAUAAAUCAAGAAACACGCCAGAACAUCAUGCGGUCCUUCAUAAAGAUAUGGCAACGUCGGUUCCUGCUUCUAUACCACGGACUACAGAGGGAAAUGUAACAACUGCUGGCAACACUGAUACCAGUUUCGAAACCCAUGAAGAUAUUAAAAUACCAAAACAAGAAACAAAGAACAUUGUUAAAAUCGAUUCAGGAAAAACUUACGAUGAUAUUAAAGUUGAUAAAACAUUAAAUUUGGACAAAAUACAAGAAAGAUCAACAGAAAAUCUAAAUGUUACAAAAACUGACAAUAUUGAAAAGGUCAGUUCGCCUGAUCAUGUUUUAAAAAGUUUUCCAGGGAGUGUUCCUAAAUCUGCUAAUUUACUUGACAAGGUUGCAACAAGGGUUAGGUCACCCGAGAAGACUGGAAGUGCCUUAGAUUCAUCAAUAUCGGAGAAGGUCAAUGUAAAAGCUGGACUGGGUUCCCGAUGGAGGCAUUCCACUAACGACUGCCUCGCUUGCGUCAAAACAAGACCGCCUUCUUCACACGAGUUACGAGAAGCUUUUUUUGCUGCUAUGGAAAGCCCUAGUAAUAGUGUUCCUCCUGAUGUUCGGAGUAGAUCUGUCAGUCCGGCAAGUGAUACAUUAUGCCCUCAAGCAGAAGUCUUGCAUCACGUACAUUUCAUGUCGAAUCCCAUACAUCUAAAACAGGCGCGUUCAACUUUAAUAUCAUUAAAGCAACGCUACCCUGAGGUAUUCCGGAGCCCGUGUGUGUAUUCAGACGUAUGCGCGCUGCUCGCUCGGGACACAUACAUGUUAUGCGCGCGACGCUUCCUGCAGGAACUGUUCCUGGAUGUCAACUUUGAUUGCUUUGCCCAUGAGCCCAUUAAAGUGCUAUCAAGACAUGGUGCGAUACUCUCACCGACACAAGUGAAACCUUAGUGCUUACGAUGGUAGUGACACCAUAGUGCUUACGAUGCAAGUGACACCGUAGUCCUUAUGAUGGAAGUGACAACAUAAUCCUUAUGAUGCAAGUGACACCAUAGUGCUUAUGAUGAUGACCAUUGGAAAUGAUGAAUUGUUCAGUGGUGUGCUUAUGUAUGAAUUGCUCGACUUUAGGAUCUCUGUCUCCUCAUCCCAAGGUAUUAUUAUUUAACUUAUGUCCUUUUGCAGUCCUUAUAUACAGCUUACUCGAAAAGCAGUUGUCGAGUUUCUAUCAAUGUAUGAUCAAUAGAUAAUUUGAAAAUUAUGUGAUUUACAUAUCAAGUAAAUGGGGAAAGGAACUGAGAUAAUGUUGUAAUAUAGAUCUUUACUGUAUGCAAUAUGGUGUGUAUACCUUAACUGUUGUUUAUUAAAAACAGCCACAUAAUUAAAAAAAAAAUUGUUGAUGUAAAAUGUUUGAAUUGCAUUAUCAAAAGGCCUUAGCAUUAGUUAGUUGCAGGACUACAUUUAGAUUUUAUAUCACAGGAGCUCAUAGUUUUGAAGUUAUUUAUGCUUACAUAUUUUUUUUCCACAUCUGUCUAAAUUCAAGUGUUUUUUGAUCCUUUGAUUGCAAUAUGUGGACUAUUUUUGUAAAGAUAUAAAUUAUUUAGAAACUAUGAAAACUUUUUUUUAUAAAAUUUAAAUGUAAUGUUUCAAACUCGCAAGCCUGUUUUAUUAUUUAA
This is a messenger RNA of Papilio polytes (common Mormon), 6488 nucleotides long. RefSeq names its product rapamycin-insensitive companion of mTOR (gene rictor). Gene Ontology annotation, molecular function: protein serine/threonine kinase activator activity. The transcript is spliced from 24 exons. Gene Ontology annotation, biological process: positive regulation of phosphatidylinositol 3-kinase/protein kinase B signal transduction; TORC2 signaling. The record is from RefSeq and is a predicted model, not a curated record. The coding region runs from base 181 to 5766 and encodes 1861 amino acids. Lineage: Eukaryota; Metazoa; Arthropoda; Insecta; Lepidoptera; Papilionidae. Gene Ontology annotation, cellular component: TORC2 complex.